This is a messenger RNA of Neoarius graeffei (lesser salmon catfish), 5365 nucleotides long. RefSeq lists its product as uncharacterized. The transcript is spliced from 5 exons. NCBI's taxonomy places the organism in Eukaryota, Metazoa, Chordata, Actinopteri, Siluriformes, Ariidae. The coding region runs from base 304 to 1149 and encodes 281 amino acids. The record is from RefSeq and is a predicted model, not a curated record.
CAUGACCAGCACAGCAUUUUUGACUUAACUUUUAGAUAAAACUGUAAAAGCAAAGUAAAGUAAAACUUAUAAUCUGCUCUAAAUAUGGACAAGAUCUUUGAUGGUUUGUUUAUAUGAUGCUUUUAGGCCAUAUCCUUCGAGAAGAACCUCAGUUGGUCAGUUUCAACCUGGGACAAAACCCAUCGGCUGCUUAAAUUGCUGAUUGACGAUCCCUUUCCUUACAUCAGAUGGACUUCUGACUCAUACCCGUUUAUCAAUACUUGUGUCCUAGACUCAUUGCUAGCUGCUCUUCAUACAACCUACAUGAAAUAUACAAAUAUAGAAAAUCUUUUAAAUAGCAAUGAUUUUUUCAGAAAAAUUAUGAUUUUGUUCAAAGAAAAAAAGUAUAAUGACGCUCGACAUCUCUGUGUGAAAGAGCUGAGUCUUGGUAAAGUUGACCUUCGUGGCCAUGUCAAAGAUUAUUUCCCACUAUUUCCGAAACUGGCAUGUGCAGAAAUCACUUAUAACCAAAACCCUCCAAAUGAUGGUGCCAACUAUAAAGAAAUACCCAGCAUAUUUAUGAAAUAUGGUGAUGUAAAAGUUCUGGGCAACCAGUCUGAUCCAAAUCUAAUUCUGGUUCAUGGUGAACCUCACAAUGUCCUGUACUGUACUGAACUGCCACUCCAAGUUGAUGAUGAGAAGAAAAGGAUCUUUGAGCUUCAAUUUUUACUGCUUGGGAAGGAACAACACAUGACGAUGUGUUUCCGAUACUCCAAAAAUAAAUGGUAUCUAUAUGACAAUUCAACAAAGGCUCCAUUCCAGCCUUUCAAAUGGGAGAGUCAUGUAAACUAUGUCAAAUGUUUGGCCGGAUACGUCAAUAUAACCCAAGCAAACGAAGAUAAGCUUGGCAUUCCUGAAACUGGAGAAACAGCAGGAGCAAGGCCUUUUUCCAGUGAUACCAGUUCCAUCCAUUCAGAUUCAGGAUGGUCAGUGGAGGACAUGGAAGUGGAUGAUCAGCUCUCUGUCGCGAUUCCUGAGACUAGACAAGGACUUCCCAGUCCAAAGCCUUUCUAUGAAAAUCAGCCAGAGAUUUCCCCCAUAUUCAGGAAACAGGAACAGCCAAUAAUUGAUAUAGAAAUGCCAUCCUGCAGCAGCUCUGACUCUGAUUAAAGGUAUUUGCCAAAACAUUAUGUACAGUUAUUGAUUGAUUGAUUGAUUGCUUUAUUCCGAACAGUAAAGAAGAAAAAAAAAUAAAAAAUUUAAAAAAUGCAAUAAUCAAAACAUUGUCAUGAACAACCAGAAUAGCGUAGCCACAAGGCAAUAACAUAUAUGGCACCUCAAGCCAAAUCACCCAUCACACACAUGAUAUCGGUUCUGACCCGCACUCGUCCUUGUCUUGCCUUUCAUCCGUCCAUUUUUUCUCCAUUUUGCUGCUAAUCAGUGGAAGCUUGACUGAGUCAUUCCUCCCUUCCCCCAUAGGUGAUGAUGCAUUUGGCAAGGGUCUGCUCAUUUGAGACUUUGACAGCAAAUCAACUUCAACUCAAUGGCCACUUUACUAGGAAUACUUGCACACACGAUAGCAAUUAGCAUAUAAGCAUUCACGUGUUACCAUGCUAGCUGUUACCAUGUUACCCGUUACGAUAUCAUGCCUGCUGUUAGCUCGCGAGUUGUUAGCAUGUUCACCAUUAGCAUGUUAUCAUGAGAGCUGUUAACAUGUUAGGAUUAGCAUGGUAGCAUGCAGAGUUCGCAUGUUUGCUGUUAGCGAGUUCGCCUAAGCAUGUUAGCAUGCUAACUGUUAGCAUAUUAGCUGUUAGCAUGUCACCCUCAGUGUGUUAGCAUGCUAAAAGUUAACAUACUAGCCAUUAGCAUGUUAGCCUGUUAGCUGUUAGCAUGAUAGCUGUCAGCAUUAGCCUUAAAGUGUUAGAAUUUUAAUAAAUAGCAUGUUAAUCAUUAGCAUGUUAGAAUGCUAGCUGUUAUCAUGUUAGCAUUAACAUGCUAGCUUUUAGCAUGUUAGUAUGCUGUUAGCAUGUUAGCAUGCUAACUGUUAGCAUGCUAGUUAGCAUGUUGGCAUUAGCAUGUUGGCAUGCUAGCAUGAUAGCUGUUCUGCUACAGCUCAGCAAGCACACUGCAUUUUCUCUGCGGAAAUUCAGUCUAGUUUAUUUUAUAAUUAUCAAAUAAUUUUUGUUUUAGACAGAUUUAAUGAUAAUUUAUUUCGAUCAAACCAACUUUUUAACCCGCACAAUUCUGAAGAGAUUAUGUUUUCGAACUCAUGUAAAUUUGUUCCAGAACAAAACAUAUUCGUGUCAUCUGCAUAAAAGUUAUGAAGUGGUGGAAAUUGUGGUGGCACCAAUGUAAGAAGGAGUUAUAUCUAUAAAUCUGUUAUACUAAUCUGUAAAUGUUACUGUAGUACCACCAUUGCAUGUAGGUUGACAAAACUGCACUUGUUCAUUGUGUGAAGUUCUCUUUUAUGUGUCGUCGCUUGACACAGUGUAAUUUUGUGUGUUAUGAAGACUGCAUGAUGCCAUGGCAUUUUUGUUAUGAGUAUCACUGAAUCAGAAAAAAGUAAAAUGCACCCACUAAAGUCACUGUUGGUGGUGAACAAAAUUGCACCUGUUCAUUGUGUGAAGUUAUUUUUUAUGUGUCACCGUUGCUUGACACAGUGUGAUUUUGUUAUGAAGUUUGCAUGAUGCCAUGUCAUGCCUGUUCAUUGUGUGAAAUUAUGAAUAUUCUUAUUUUUAAACAUACAGUUGAGUGUCACUAUUGCUUGGCACAGUGGCAUGUUGUGUUACAUCUAAAAAGGGAAACACAAAAUAAAAAGUAAAAUGCACCCAUAAAGUCAUUGUUGGUGAUAAAUUAUGUCACAUUCAUCUCAUUAUCUUAGGCAGAGCGGUGGGUUUAAAAACAGGCUGAUGAAUAUAUGGACUAGUUGAAUGAGGACUUAUUGUUGAGUCUCUAAAAUAGUCAUUGAAUUAAGUGACUUUUGUAGGUAAAAUUAGGUGUUUAACAACCUGUUAAAAAUACACCAGAAUGCAGGAAAUGGCAUCCAAUUAAUUAAAAAUUUUCUUGGGGAGGACCCUCAGACCCCCUGCCAGUGUGUCCCCCCCCACAUUAAAAAUGCUUCUGACACCCCUGAUCCAAUGUAAUACAACUCCCCUUAUCCCAUAUUGUUCCAUCUUAUUAAUUAAUAUAUCAUGAUUAAUAGAAUCAAAAGUUUUUGGGAGAUCAAUAAAUAUCCCAGCGACAUAUUUUUUAUCAUCUAUAGAGUUACUGAGUUCUUCAGUUGAUUCCAUUAGUGCCAGCUCUGUUGAUCUAUUUGCUCUAAAUCCAUAUUGACUAUCACUGAGUAGUUUAUAUUUUUCAAUGAAUUUAUCUAAUCUGUUACUGAAUAGUUUUUCAAGAAUUUUGGAGAAUUGAGGAAGUAAAGAAACAGGUCUGUAAUUUGUGAAGUUGUGUUUGUCCCCAGAUUCAUACAAUGGAAUUACUUUUGCUAUUUUCAUAUUGCUUGGAAAUGUACCAGUUUGAAAUGACAAGUUACAGAUGUAUGUUAAUGGUUUAGAAAUCCCCCCAAUAAUAGUUUUCACUAGUUUCAUAUCAAUAUCAUUACAAUCUGUGGACAUUUUAUUACUACAUUUAUUAACUAUAUCAAUCAUUUCUCUUUCAUCUACUAGUGUAAGAAACACAGAACAAGAAUUCCUCUUUAUAAUAUUAUCAUACAAUCAUCAUUUGUUACUGGAUCAGCGAUAUUUUGAGCCAAUCUUGGUCCAACAUUAACAAAAAAAUUAUUAAAACUAUUAGCAACUACAUCCAUGUUAUAAUUUUCGAUACCUUUGUCAUUAAAGUAUUUAGGGUAAUAUAUUUGUCCAGAGCGAUCUUUAAUAAUACUAAUUAAUAUAUUCUAUAUUCCUUUACUAUUAUUUUUUGCUAUUAUCUAUUAAUUUUCCAUAAUAAUCCUUCCUACGGGUGGCACGGUGGUGUAGUGGUUAGCGCUGUCGCCUCACAGCAAGAAGGUCCAGGUUCGAGCCCCGUGGCCGGCGAGGGCCUUUCUGUGCGGAGUUUGCAUGUUCUCCCCGUGUCCGCGUGGGUUUCCUCCGGGUGCUCUGGUUUCCCCCACAGUCCAAAGACAUGCAGGUUAGGUUAACUGAUGAUUCUAAAUUGACCGUAGGUGUGAACGUGAGUGUGCAUGGUUGUCUGUGUCUAUGUGUCAGCCUUGUGAUGACCUGGCGACUUGUCCAGGGUGUACCCCGCCUUUCGCCCGUAGUCAGCUGGGAUAGGCUCCAGCUUGCCUGCGACCCUGUAGAACAGGAUAAAGCGGCUACAGAUAAUGAGAUGAGAUGAAUCCUUCCUACAUCUCCUUAUGAUACUCGUUAACUUGUUUUUAUAUUUUUUAUAUUUAUUUUCUGCCUCUUUGGUUCUUAAUCUCACCUAACAACCUGUGUUUUCUCUCCCUCUCUCCCCCCCCCCCCAAAUCUGUCCCUCUGAGUUACAUGUUGGUCCUGGGAUCGAGAUGCUGACCUCGGACCUGCCUGAUCCAUCCUGGUGCCCUGUGUCUGGUUGGAGUCUCAUCGCAUCGCUCCUGUGGAGGACGGCCCCAUGAGGACAGUUGAAAGUCACACCUGGAAGACGCUCUGGACUCUUAUAGUAAUGCUUUUAUGGCUGAGGACUACAGUUGACUUGCUAACUUUAGGACUGCAGUUCUCAUGAACAGUUUUGCACUCAAGUUUCCAUCAAUGAAGAGUUUAUAGCAUCAACAAAACUGACUUCAUGUUAAAACUGUUAAUGUUAUAGUCAUGCUGUCUGUUGUUGCCCAAACGAGGAUGGGUUCCCUUUUGAGUCUGGUUCCUCUCGAGGUUUCUUCCUCAUGUCGUCUGAGGGAGUUUUUCCUUGCCACCAUCGCCAUAGGCUUGCUCAUUGGGGAUAGAUUAGAGAUAAAAUUCUCUCAUGUUUUAAGUUGUUCAAAUUUUGUAAAGCUACUUUGCGAUAAUGUUUAUUGUUAAAAGCGCUAUACAAAUAAACUUGAAUUGACUUAAUUUAAUUUAAUAAGUUCUCUAUAUAGAGUAUUUUUCUUCUGACAGGCAUUUUGUAAUCCCUUAGUAAUCCAAGGUUGGUCAUUCUAGUUUUGUUUUGUACUAUAUUGCUUCAGUGGGCAAUUUUUAUCAUCUAAUAAUUUGAAUAUACUUAAAAAGUUAUCAUAUGCUCCAUCAAUGCUAUUCUCUACAUAAACUGAUUCCCAGUCUUGCAGUAAUAAAUCCUAACUCUUCUGGACUCAAGUUUAUGGUCUGUCACAUUUCUCUUGCAAUUACAGUCAUAAAUUGUAAAAACUGGUAGAUGAUCACUGAUAUCAUUGAUUAAUAUUCCACUUAUAAUGUUAUUCUCUAUAUCAUUGGUA